AUGGCAGGAAGGGGACAGAAGUGGAUUCAGGAUGAAGUUCAUCAGAAUCAGAUCUUGAGAGAGCUAAUCCUGAAAGAGCUGCGAACACAGAAGCUGUACACGCAGUAUCACGUGAAUCCCCUGCGGAAGGUUCACACAAUUGCCAGGAAGCCCAUGUCUUGGCAUGAUAACCUGGAGGAGCCUGCAGAUGUCAAGUUCCUGAACGUCAUUCAUCAUGCUGCACAGGGUCCAAGGAAGAAAUAUUCAGAGACACAGACUGAAUCCCAAGAAAUUGGAUGGGACUCAAGUCCCUUGAUCAAUUUCCUACGCCAGGACAAGAGGCUGAACCACUUCAAGGUCUAUCAUGACAUCACUCUUUACAAGGCUAAACUGUGGAGCUUGGGGGAAGAUGAUCAUCAGAAGUAG
Molecule: messenger RNA, 405 nt
Organism: Cricetulus griseus (Chinese hamster)
Lineage: Eukaryota; Metazoa; Chordata; Mammalia; Rodentia; Cricetidae
Source: RefSeq, a predicted model, not a curated record